This is a messenger RNA of Closterium sp. NIES-65, 1857 nucleotides long. The record is from the annotation of a GenBank genome assembly. NCBI's taxonomy places the organism in Eukaryota, Viridiplantae, Streptophyta, Zygnematophyceae, Desmidiales, Closteriaceae.
AUGCCCCCCAGCCCCGGCCCGACUCAGCCAAGCCGAGGGAAGCACUACGGACCAGUCCAGAACCCAAGGCGCAGGGCUCGUUGCCUGUGCUCGAGGGAGAUCAGACCGCUCCGGAAGCGGCUCCCCAGGCGAAAGGGGCUGAAGAGGUCCUCGGGGAUGACUCCCAGCAACACCCACUCAGUGGGCGCCGCUGGACAAAGAGGCACCCCCGUCCACUCACUCCGACAACCGGCACAUCCAGCUGAAGCUGGGCCCGACGUGGACAUGAGGACCCUGCCUGUCGAUGAUCGGAAUAGCAGCCAGUCACACCGCGAGCCACUCCCGGAUACCAAGGCCGGGAUUCCUUUUGACCGCCUCAUUGACAUGAUGAUCGCCCUCUCAGAGAAGGUUCAGAAAUGUCUAACCACUCGAGGAGGUGCGUCGUUCUGUUUCUGCUGGCGAGAGGAGGUCGCUAAGCCAGCCACGGAGAAUCUGGGGAGCCAUUCCCGACAUUCCACGGCUAGCGAGGCAGCCUCGGCCGCGGCAAAGUCCCAUCCCUCCCUCCCACAAAGGGGUGGACUCGGCUGUGCCUAUCAACAGCUGCGCUCUCGAACGACUCCCUCACUGGAAGCAGGUGCGGGAGCUGCUGACCUUAUGGAGGCGCGGGGACUGGACCAAGUUACACCUGCGCGCCCUGGCGGCUAUCAACAAAAGAAUAGCAGGGUUCGAGAGAACAAGGCCCGAGUGGACGACCGGUACGGCAGUGCGGAUACACUGGCGCGAACACGUCGCUGCAUCAAGUUCGGGGAGCUGGCUGAACUCUCACGAGCAGCAGAGGCGCUGAUUGCGGCAGACCUUGCCCCAACCACGGACGAGACUCGUAAGAGUCUGGAGGAGAAGCACCCCGCCCCACGGUCCCCUUCACAGCAGAGGACGGCAGCUGCACCCUUCCUCACCCGGAGAAACCCACGAAGCAGCAGCAAGAGGGGAUGUGGGGCAGGGGGUGGCGCAGUGGUGGACCUCGAGUUCGCUAGUGGCUUUGGAGAAACCAGGUGGCGGUUGUCCGCCCGAUCGCAGUGGGGGAAGUCUCUCCCUCGCUCCUGGCCCGAUGGGAGGAAGAGCAUUCUCGGAGUCGAGGACAGCGAGGCGCCUUUCCCGCCCAUCUUUGAGGAGGCUGAGUCGGCGCUGAAAAGGCUUCCAGAAAAAGUCCGCACGAAGCUGCCUACGUGGAAGACAGUCGGGGAGAGAGGGCUUGAACGCGGAACUUUCACGGUUUUGGCACGGGAGCUGCAGAUUGAGGCUUUGAACGGGAUCCGGAAGUCCCUUAACCGGCCCCGCCACAAGGCCCGAUUGACCAGUUUGCAGCUGCAGAACGCGGGCGCGUGGGUCUCGGCUCUACCGUCUCGACCGGACCUCCAGCUCGAAAGCGACGACUGGGCGAUUGCGGCGAACCUUCGGUUGGGUCGGGACAUCCCACACCUCAUUCAGGCGGGGACUUGCUCGUGCGGGAAGGACUUAUCCACUUGUAACGCGGCGGGGCAUGCUCUCAGGUGCUCCACCAAGUACGCGCCGUCUAUCCCCCACAAUGCCAUCCGGGACCAUGUGGCGAUGGUCUGCAGGGAGGCGGGCAUGCAGACGACGAUGGAGGAUAAGGCUUUUUUCGGUGGGAAGCCGAUCCCGGAUGUCGUGAGUCUCCACACGGACAGCGGGAAGACCUGGGUGAUGGAUGUGGUCAUCGCGGAUCCGCACGAUAACAAUGCCAACUGCCCGGAGACCAAGCCAGGAGCGGCCCUCAAUGAAGCCGUUCGUCGGAAGAAGGUGACCUACAAGGAGGCGGUGACGAAAGGAGGGAAGCGGAUGGAGAAGACCACCAAGUGA